Messenger RNA from Microplitis mediator, 2513 nucleotides. Its product is annotated as coiled-coil domain-containing protein 149. The transcript is spliced from 7 exons. The record is from RefSeq and is a predicted model, not a curated record. The coding region runs from base 141 to 1415 and encodes 424 amino acids. Lineage: Eukaryota; Metazoa; Arthropoda; Insecta; Hymenoptera; Braconidae.
AAUAAAACAUAACCAAUAAAAGAUGACAAAUGACAGCUGAAUUAUUAGCUCUUACUAAGUGUAUAUAAAUGUUUAUUAAAUAAUAGUUAUUAUUAUUCAUUAUAAAUAAAUGAAAAAAAAAUUAAUUAAUUAUUAUAAUCAUGGCCAAUUCAAUUGAUAGCUCACAGUUGUGUAAAAAUUAUGAAUUUAAUUAUGACGAAGUUACGAUGUUGAGAAAAAAAUUACAAUUAAAAUCUGAGGCACUUAUGCUAUUAAGUCAAGAGUUAGAUCAAUGUAGGAUACAACGUGAUCAAUUUAAAUUGAUGGCUGAGCAGAUACAAGAACGAUUUUGGCAUUUUAGAAAACAAGCUAGUGUUACCAGGGAUCUUCAAAAAUAUGACAUGGACGAGGAUUUUCGUACGAUGGAUCUUUUGGCAGAAAUACGGGAACAGAAUAAAUGUUUAAGAUUACAAGUAGAAACAUUACGACAAAAAUUAAGAGACGCUCAGGGAGAUAUUAAAGUUUUAAGGACAAGUAGUAAUCAUUCACAUUCAGAGCCAAGUAGUUCACAAUUAGCUCCUGCUGUUCAUGAAAAAGAAGAGAUGAUUGAGCAGCUUGAAAAAUUAAAUGUUAAAUGUACACAAUUGAAAAAUGAUUUUAAAAAUUUGCUUGACGAAAAACACGAAUUGGAGACAGAACGAGAUGCAUUUAAAUGUAAAUCACAUAGAUUGAAUUAUGAAUUAUCUAAAGCUUUAAAAGCUUCACAGCCAUUGGAUGUAGAUAGUUUAAUUAAUGAAAAUAGAUAUUUACAAGAAAGAUUGCAACAAUUGUUAGCAGAAAAAGACCUUACCCGUCAAUCUCUUUUAAAGUACAAGGGAAUGCUUGAUAAUAAACGAGUAAAAGGUGCUUUAAAAUUAGGUAGUAAUGGGACUAUUGGUACAAUUAUGACCCAUAAACAAGUUGAACAAUUAUUGCAACAAGGUAUUAAUAUACCACCGCAAAAAUCCGCUGCUGCCUUAUCAGAUUUACGUAGUUUGUGUUCAGCACUAUUGGAAGCUUUGAAUGAUAAAACACUGGCACUUGUUCAUCAAAAAAAAGCUAACAAAAUUUUAGCAGCAAGAAUAUGUGAACUAGACAGUGCUUAUCCAUCACCUACAUCAAAACUAUUAGACGGAUAUGUAAGUGCAGAUGUUGAUAAUCUUGAAGAGAUAGAAGAGAUUUCAGAUUAUAAUGAUAAGGAUUUAUUAAAUAAUAUUGAUAAAGAAGAUAAUAGUUUGCAAAUAAAUAGUGAUGUUUCUUGUGAUGAAUCAUCACCAUCUCAUGCAGGUGAUAUUACCUCAACACCAACGUUGCCUCUUGAUUUACCAGAAAAUUUAGGAGCGUUGGUACAAAAAGCAUUACUCGAUUUAAGAGAAAAUCCUAACGAUAAAUCAUGAGGUUUAUAAAAUAUAUAGUUAUUGUUACUAUUUGAAUGUUUGUUUAAGAACCAAAGUUAUAUAUACUCAAAAAUCAUUGCCAAUACCAAAGCUAUUCUAAUCAAGUUAUUUUUAAAAAUUGAUCAAUGUAUAAAAUUUAAAUAUAUUGUAAAUAAUACGUAAUAUAACAAUAUGUUAAUUUUAACGGUCGUGUUUUUUUUUAAAUUAUCAAAUUAAAAUUAUAUUUUAUAAAAAUUCAUUUAAUUUACAUUUAAAUAACUUACACUUAAUUAAUAAACAAAAUAUAUGAUAUUAAUCAUAUUACAGUAAAAAAUAAAAGCGCAGAGUUGAAAAAAACAUUAUAUAUGUACAAAAAAGUAACACAAUAAGACUUGAAAGUCACAGUUAACAAUAUUAAAAAUAUUUUGAAAUCCCUGAAAUUGCAUCAACGAAAAUUGGUUAAAUGUUCCACUUAGAUAAUCCGUGAGUAGUAAAUUACAGAAAUUUCUUUAGAUGUAAUAAUAACAACUAGACUAUCCAAGCAAGGACUCAUUUCUAUAAGUAACCAUUUUAGCUAUAAUCUAUUUUUUGUUUAGAUUUUUAAUUAGAAUUACUUUUAAUCCAGUCGAUAUACUCUGUGACUCGAGUAUAAACACCAGGAUAACCGGGUUCUCCGCAUUUAUUACCAAAUGAAACAAUACCAAUUUGCAUCCAUUUACCCUCAGCGCGUAGCAUCAGUGGUCCACCAGAAUCACCCUGACAAGCAUCUUUGCCACCUUGACUGUAUCCAGCACAAAGGAAGUUUCCAGUUAUUGGUUGAAAGUAAGCAGCAUUACAGUCCUCGUUCCUCCAAACUGGCAAAACUGCUUGACGUUGAACUGUGCUCUCCUUUCCUCCUGCGGAAAAUAACCAAAUGGUUUUUGGUCAAUGUGUCUCUUUGCUUUUGUUAUUUUAUUGCUUCUCAUUCAAAAGCCCAUAACAUUUUUAACAUGGCAAUAAGAGAAAGAAAGCUCAUCAUAAAGAGAAAGGACGUGAUGACCAAACAAACAACUUUAUUGCAUUAAAUAAAAUAUGUGACUUUCUGAGGUACUAUAAUAACAAUAAUAAUAAUAAUAAUAA